UGCAGAUGCGAGCUCUCUUUGAAGACGGCAGUUAUGCUCAGGUUGCAAAUGUUUGAUAGAAUUGAACUUUCCCAUUUCCGAGGAGUUGUUCUACGGGACAUCAAGCCUGACAAUUUUGCGAUGGGCGUCGGGCAGAAGUCUCACAUCGUGUACCUAUUCGACUUUCGUUUAGCGAAGCUAUAUGUCGACCCAUCUACAAGAGCACAAAUGUACCGUGCAUGCAGCGUUGGAUUGGAAACCCCGCGAUAUUCCAGUUAUAAUGUGCAUUUCAGACGAGAACACAGUCGGCGAGAUGAUCUUGAAACGUCCUGUUAUAUCUCCUGCAUCGCCGUCUGCCAUAACAAGGCAUCUACGCACCAAGCAACAAAACCAAACUGCUCCGAAUGGAGAAGAUGA
Molecule: messenger RNA, 396 nt
Organism: Suillus subalutaceus
Lineage: Eukaryota; Fungi; Basidiomycota; Agaricomycetes; Boletales; Suillaceae
Product: kinase-like domain-containing protein
Exons: 3
Biological process (GO): peptidyl-serine phosphorylation; endocytosis; signal transduction
Cellular component (GO): cytoplasm; nucleus
Molecular function (GO): ATP binding; protein serine/threonine kinase activity
Source: RefSeq, a predicted model, not a curated record